Molecule: messenger RNA, 1029 nt
Organism: Oncorhynchus keta (chum salmon)
Lineage: Eukaryota; Metazoa; Chordata; Actinopteri; Salmoniformes; Salmonidae
Product: keratin-associated protein 10-8-like
Exons: 3
Coding region: 1-1029 (342 amino acids)
Source: RefSeq, a predicted model, not a curated record
AUGUAUAAUCCUUUCCACCGCGGUGACAAAGAUGGCAGAGAGGUCCAGGAGUCACUUACAGAGAACCACUUAAAACUCACCUCACUGGUGCUCUGCUGUGCUCGGUGGUGCUCUGCUGUGCUCGGUGGUGCUCUGCUGUGCUCGGUGGUGCUCUGCUGUGCUCGGUGGUGCUCUGCUGUGCUCGGUGGUGCUCUGCUGUGCUCGGUGGUGCUCUGCUGUGCUCAGUGGUGCUCUGCUGUGCUCGGUGGUGCUCUGCUGUGCUCGGUGGUGCUCUGCUGUGCCGUGCUCCGCUGUGCUCUGCUGUUUUCUGCGGUGUUCUGCUGUGCUCAGUGGUGCUCUGCCGUGCUCAGUGGUGCUCUGCUGUGUUCAGUGGUGCUCUGCUGUGCUCGGUGGUCAUCUGCUGUGCUCUGCUGUGCUCGGUGGUGCUCUGCUGUGCUCUGCCGUGCUCAGUGGUGCUCUGCUGUGUUCGGUGGUGCUCUGCUGUGCUCGGUGGUCAUCUGCUGUGCUAUGCUGUGCUCGGUGGUGCUCUGCUGUGCUCUGUCGUGCUCAGUGGUGCUCUGCUGUGUUCGGUGGUGCUCUUUGGUGCUCUGCUGUGCUCGGUGGUGCUCUGCUGUGCUCGGUGGUGCUCUGCUGUGCUCGGUGGUGCUCUGCUGUGCUCGGUGGUGCUCUGCUGUGCUCGGUGGUGCUCUGCUGUGCUCGGUGGUGCUCUGCUGUGCUCAGUGGUGCUCUGCUGUGCUCGGUGGUGCUCUGCUGUGCUCGGUGGUGCUCUGCUGUGCCGUGCUCCGCUGUGCUCUGCUGUUUUCUGCGGUGUUCUGCUGUGCUCAGUGGUGCUCUGCCGUGCUCAGUGGUGCUCUGCUGUGUUCGGUGGUGCUCUGCUGUGCUCGGUGGUCAUCUGCUGUGCUAUGCUGUGCUCGGUGGUGCUCUGCUGUGCUCUGUCGUGCUCAGUGGUGCUCUGCUGUGUUCGGUGGUGCUCUGCUGUGCUCUGCAGUGCUCAGUGGUGCUCUGCUGUGUUCGGUGGUGCUCUUGUAA